This is a messenger RNA of Phialemonium atrogriseum, 1760 nucleotides long. RefSeq lists its product as uncharacterized. The record is from RefSeq and is a predicted model, not a curated record. The transcript has a single exon. The coding region runs from base 232 to 1542 and encodes 436 amino acids. NCBI's taxonomy places the organism in Eukaryota, Fungi, Ascomycota, Sordariomycetes, Cephalothecales, Cephalothecaceae.
AAGCAAUACUGGCCGGCCCAAGCGGCAAGUUCGGGAGUCCUGUGCAUCUCCCAUUCCGAGUCCAAGGUAAUAAGUACAUAUAAUUAGUAUCCCAGCCCUGCAUCGCUGCGCAGGCACGGCUCCGCACUUCAACUGUCUCCCAAUGCAAUUCUAAUUCGAGGCCAACCUAGUGCUUACACAAAAUUAAUAAACCAACCAACUUCUCUCGUGCCGCUCGUGCUCACCUUAGCCAUGGCCACCACCAACACCACCACCACCACCACUCCCACUCCCACUGCCAGCCCCAGCCCCUCUGUCUCGCACGCCUCAAUCACCGAGUCGAUCGCAACAGACCACGUCCCCCCGACCGCCUUCGUGCCCAACGAUGGAAAUCUGUUUCCGAAAUGGCCCUCCAAGCUCGACAAGGCCAGCUGGGAUCAGUGGCAAGUGCAGUGCAUGGCGGCCGACGGCAGCGCCGGGGUCGUCAUCAUCUUCUUCCGGUGCACUGCCCACGCGCCCCACGGCUUCCGCGUCAUGGUCAACGCUAGCUGGGCCUCGCCAGCCGGCAACGACGGUGAAGAGGAGAAAAACAAAGAGACGGUGUGGAACGGCGACUUCAAGGCACCGCACUCGAUUGUCACGGCCGACCCGGCCGGCGGGGUCACGGGCGUGUGGCGCGGCAACGACGCCGACGGGCCGCCCGCCUUCCGCUUCGAGGUCGCCGCCGACCUGUCGCGCGCCGUCGUCACGCUCGACGUUCCGGGAAAGGUGGUUGGUACCGUGGCCCUGACGGCCCUCGCCGACUUCGACAACGCCCUGCCGCAAACCGAGGCUGAGGUAAAGUUCACGCCGAGCUUCUGGUGGGUGCGGCCGAUUGUCAUGGCAGGCGUCACGGCCGACCUGACGUUUUUCCCCCAUUCCGAGGACCAGAAGGCCGCACCUGGAAACGACAUAUCGAGCCACUUCCCCGAGGCGGGCAAACGCCUACAGCUGUCGGAAGACGGGGAGGGAGGCCACGGCGCGUUCGGCACCAUGGAGCGUGGGUGGUCGACGUUACCGACGGGCAAGUGCCUCUCGCUCAACUGGUGGGUGUGGGGGCGCGCCGGCCCCUACGUAAUCCAGGUGUUGUGGGCGCUUGGGCGGCCCGAGGAAGCGCGCGCGCUGUGGGCAUCGGCCAGGCUGUAUCGUGAUGGACAGCUGGUGUGCGCGCCGCAGAAAGCGGUCGAGGCCGAUGCUCCGCAGGAAGAUGGUACUGACACGCUGACGAUGGAGGGCCUGUACGACGACGAGGGCAAGGGCGGUGACAGAAUCGCAGCUCCAUAUCGGAUCAAGAAUAUCGGGCACCGCAUCGUGUUCCGGUCUGGCAGGAAGGCGGGUGAGGAGCGGACUUGGGUGUUUGAAACGCGCCACGUGCGGCCGUGGUGGAACUACGCGUUGAGCGCGCCGGGACCCUCCUCGAGCGGUCUCUCGACCUUUGUGCUCAGCGUAUCGGGUGGGCCGACCAGCUCUGCGGAGACGUUCCAGGGUCCCGGCAUCGUUGGAGGCGGCAUCUUCCCUUCCUAGGACAUCCCUUCGACCGCGCAUAGUAGUGCCAAUUAGCUCACCCCAUGGCGGGGGGAUGUGCCCGUGUUUGUUGGUCGGCUCUCAAAGGUGCAGGAGCCGAAGCCAAGGCGCGGGGAACUAAAAGAGCUCCACUAGGUGUACGCACAUUUUUCACUAUUUGUACGCACUUUUUGAAUUUCAGCCACACGGUUCCACUUAUGCCUGCCGCUUACUAACAU